Molecule: messenger RNA, 2324 nt
Organism: Gymnogyps californianus (California condor)
Lineage: Eukaryota; Metazoa; Chordata; Aves; Accipitriformes; Cathartidae
Gene: GJA4
Product: gap junction protein alpha 4
Exons: 2
Coding region: 84-1115 (343 amino acids)
Biological process (GO): cell communication
Cellular component (GO): connexin complex
Source: RefSeq, a predicted model, not a curated record
CGGCCCGGCCGCUCACACCCAGCGCGGCCCGAGCCAGGCGGGACGUGCCCGGCGCGGCGGAGAGGCACGAGGCUCCCUAAAAGAUGGGCGACUGGGGUUUCCUGGAGAAACUGCUGGACCAAGUCCAGGAGCACUCGACUGUGAUCGGGAAGAUCUGGCUCACCGUGCUCUUCAUCUUCCGCAUCCUCAUCCUGGGCUUGGCCGGGGAGUCUGUGUGGGGGGACGAGCAGUCGGAUUUUGUGUGCAACACCAAGCAGCCGGGCUGCACCAACGUCUGCUAUGACAAAGCCUUCCCCAUCUCUCACAUCCGCUACUGGGUGCUCCAGUUCCUCUUUGUCAGCACCCCAACCCUGAUUUACCUCGGCCACGUUGUCUAUCUCUCCCGGAAGGAGGAGAAGCUGAAGCAACAGGAGAGCGAGCUUCGGGCUAUCCACAGCAAGGACCCGAAGAUCGAGCAGGCCCUGGCAGCCGUGGAGAAGAAGAUGUCCAAGAUCUAUGUGACGGAGGACGGGCGGCUCAAGAUCCGAGGGGCGCUGAUGUGGACUUACAUCAUCAGUGUGAUCUGCAAGAGCAUCUUUGAGGCUGGCUUCCUCGUUGGCCAGUGGUACCUGUACGGCUUCUCCAUGGUGCCGCGCUACGUGUGCAAGAGAGAUCCCUGCCCACAUCAGGUGGACUGCUUCAUCUCCCGCCCUACCGAGAAGAGCAUCUUCAUCAUCUUCAUGCUGGUGAUGGGCUUGAUCUCCUUAAUCCUGAACCUCCUGGAGCUCUUCCACCUCUGCUGCAAGAACCUGCUUAGCAACAUUAAGAAGGUGUCAGGGCCGGCCGGCCCGAGCCGGGACGCCUUUGCCGAUGACAUGGUCUCGGGUCCCUACCCGCCCAAGCACUACCCCUUCCUGCCCAUGGCCGAGAGCCACACGCCGCCCUACCAGGCCUACAACAAGCUCUCCAGCGAGCAGAACUGGGCCAACUUCCACAACGAGGAGAACCUGGCGCUGGGCAGCAGCAGCAGACCACUGUCGGACCCCUACGCCCCCAGGGCUGCCGAAGCCCCCACCCCGGAGGAGAAGCCGAGCAGCCGGCCCGGGAGCUCAGCCUCCAAAAAGCAGUAUGUCUAGUGCCGGGCUGGCCCGGCCGGCCGAGGGGACCUUCCUUGGUCCCUUGUACCUGCAAAGGUGCUGGGCGCGGGCAGGCAGCUGCCUCCUGCCUGGUGCUGUGCCGUAUGGACGGGCCCCGCUCCGGAGGCUGUGCCCGCAGAGACCUGCCUGCCCUGGGAUGUGAUGCUCAGGAGCAUCCGCCUUGGAGCGGAGCCUCCGCUCUCUCCUGUUUUCCCCACAGACCCUGCAAGGAAGGAAACUGCAGAAAGUUCCCCGGGACGAUGUGUCCCGCGUGCCUCGCCGUGGGAAAGGGAGAAAUCCCUGGAGCCACAUGGCUGGGAACAGGCUGUCCCCAGGGCCAUGGUAGAAGCGUGCUGCCUCUUGGGAGCCACGACUCGGCCGGACCCCGGGGCUUGCCGGAGCCCCCGCCGGCAUGAGAGCUGGGCAUGCGGCCGUGGGAAGCCGCUUGCCUCCAGCCUCCGCACGGAGCAGGCUGAGCCCGGGAGGGCUGGGGGGAGCUGAGCUGAUGGGUCCUGGCCACCAGCCCUGUCCUGUUCCUGUGACCCUGGCAGGGAGCCAGCGGGGCCAGCAGCUCCUGCCCAGGGUUCGCUGCAGGAGCUGCCCCUUCUCCGUGGGGCACAGGGAGGGUUAAGCCAGCAGCAGCUCUCAGCCGGGGCUCUGUGGUGACUGGCAGAUCCCAAUGGCUGCAGGGUCACUGCUUGGGUGCCCUGGGAGUUGGAAGCUCCCCCGCCCCACCUCCAGGCCCUGGACCCUUUCCCAUGUGGUGUGUGUCUCUAAGUUAUUUUUAACCUGCUGGCCUGAGCACGGAGCUUUCUGCCUUAAAGGCGCAGUUGUGCGGGGGAUUUGGGGAACCGUGUCCAGCCCGGGCCACGCACCCUCCAGCCCUGUGGGUUUUGGGGAGGAAUUAGCCUAGCAGCUGCUGGUUCAGGGGGGUAUUGGUUUUAUUACUUUGCACUAGUCAUCUCCUGCUGUGGACUGAGGUGCUGAGGGGGGGACAGAAGAACCAACUGCCACCACGAGAGCGGUUGCCCCAACUUCCCCAGCCCACUGAUGCUGUGAAAGGGGAAGGUCCUGCCGUGACCGAGGGGCUGUGGGUCCUGCAUGACCCAGGUGGGAGUGUGGGAUGCAGACAUUGCUCCUCCAUGCUGUUUCCUUUCCCCCCGGCAGACUCAGUGUUGCAUCUUGUUGAAUAAAGUUGGAUGAAUGAAA